AGUGCGUAUAAAACAGGGGAGGGAAUCCGGCGCUUGACAAGAGAGCAUAGAGAGCGAAGCGGAGGACGCCCCGUGGACUCUCUUUGGCUCCUCUCCUUCCUCCCAGAUCCGAGGCUCUAAACCCUAGGGAACUCCCUGCAAUAGCGCCAAAGAGCUUGUUCUAGCUCGAUCCUGCUCCAAGUAUUCGCCGAUCGAUCGCCGGAGGUUUCACGUCCGUAAGCUUAAUCCCUCCUUCGCAGCUGAUCCGUCAUCACCCCGGAUUCAAAACGCUCGCCGUAUCAAGUUCUGAGUUUCUCACUUCUUUCCGAGUUUAUCAAUUAGGGAUGGCCUCCCAGCAGCCGACUACCGCGGGAUCAGUGCGCUCUCCUCAAGUGGUUGGGAAUGCAUUUGUACAGCAAUUCUUCCACAUCCUGCAUCAGUCGCCGGAGCAUGUUCAUCGAUUCUACCAGGAAAAUAGCAGGCUGGGUCGUCCCGGAAGCCAAGGCGAGAUGAGCACGACUUCUUCUUUGCAGGAGAUAAACGAGAAGAUUCUAUCCAUGGACUACAGCGAGUUUCGAGCACAGAUAAAGACAGUGGAUGCGCAGGAAUCCCUUAACGGUGGGGUCAUCGUCCUUGUCACGGGUUACCUAUUUGGGAAGGAUAAUGUGAAGAGAGACUUCACCCAGACCUUCUUUCUUGCUACCCAGGACUCCGGGUACUAUGUUUUAAAUGAUAUAUUCCGAUAUGUGGAAGAAGUGGACCAGCAAGAGGAGCAGCAGCAUUUGACGGAUGAAACUGAGGUUCCUCUUUCUACAGAGGGUGAUACCGUUCGGCAGGAGCAUCAUUCAUCCGAGCAAAGUGAAGCAGUACUGGAAGAUGAUGAUGUAAAUGAAGAGGAAGUUUAUGAUCCUUCGGAGCAUGAUGUAGAGUCUACAGUUGAAGAAGAAGAGCCCGCGGAGGAGGUGAUUAAUGAAGUUCCUACUGCCUUGCAGCCUGCUGUUGUUGAUUCAGGUCCUUCAACUGGCCUGGAGCAGAAGAUGUCAUAUGCUUCAAUCGUGAGAGUAAUGAAAGAAAAUGCUACAACUGCAUUUAUUGCUACAUCUGCUCCGAUCAGGGCAGUGCCUACUGAUACAGAUCGACAAUCUCCUGCUGCUCCGACACAAGCAUCAGCGCCAGCGCCAGCACCAGCACCCGCACCAACAGCAGAAGUUUUUGUCCCAGGCUCUUAUGUUGCAGAAAGUAACAUUGUCCAUGAGUCAGAAGCUGACGGUUAUUCUAUAUACAUCAAAAACUUGCCUUUGAAUGCUACAAUCGCUCAGCUUGAAGAGGCGUUCCAAAAAUUUGGUCCAGUUAAGCCUAAUGGCGUACAAGUUAGAAGUAACAAGCUACAGGGAUUUUGCUUUGGUUUUGUGGAGUUUGAGGUGGCUAAUGCUGUUCAGAGUGCAAUAGAGGCUUCACCUGUAUUGAUUGGUGGUCGCCAAGCUUAUGUUGAGGAAAAAAGAGCUAACGAUUCACGAGUGAAUAACCGAGCAAGAUUUGCGCCUGGUAGAGGGGGUGGGUUCCGUGGCGACGGUAUGAGGGGUCGUCGGGGUUAUGGUGGUGGGAGAGGUUAUGGAAGGGGAGACUAUAAUAACAGGGCUGAUUUUGGGAACAGAGGGGGAAGGGGAGGCGGAGCCUCCGGCCGAGGAGGCGAUGUAGGAUAUCAGAGGGUUGAUCAAAUGGGCUCCAAUGCUGCCCGUGGUGGCCGCUCCGGAUCAUUACCACGCGUCCCUGCGCCCGCAUAGAACAACAAAAAAAACUAAAGUGGUGCUAUUCUUCAUAUAAGCUUGGGAUUUCUACAACUCUUGGAGCUCCUUGGCAGAUAUCUUUGCCUUUUUUUCAAUUUUAUUUAUAAGCUUGUCUUUUUGUAGAGUAUGAAAUGUUUGCUCUGAACUUCAUCGCUGCUAAAAAUAUAGGUUAGAGAUGCCGCUUUUAGUCUCAUGCUAUUGCUAUGUUUCCAUGAAUCGGAUGCACAAUUUUUGGAUCAUCUUCUUCAUUAGAUAAUAAAUUAAUAAUCACCGGUGAUAAGGGAAAAUUUUCCUUUUA
Messenger RNA from Phalaenopsis equestris, 2064 nucleotides. Its product is annotated as ras GTPase-activating protein-binding protein 1-like. The record is from RefSeq and is a predicted model, not a curated record. The transcript is spliced from 9 exons. Bases 324 to 1763 code for a protein of 479 amino acids. Gene Ontology annotation, cellular component: ribonucleoprotein complex; cytosol. Gene Ontology annotation, molecular function: mRNA binding. NCBI's taxonomy places the organism in Eukaryota, Viridiplantae, Streptophyta, Magnoliopsida, Asparagales, Orchidaceae.